Coregonus sp. 'balchen' is the source of this 957-nucleotide messenger RNA. The record is from the annotation of a GenBank genome assembly. NCBI's taxonomy places the organism in Eukaryota, Metazoa, Chordata, Actinopteri, Salmoniformes, Salmonidae.
AUGGCAAGAGAGACAUCAGAGAGCUGUGAAGUGUGCAAACAAUACAACAACAAAGUGUCACUUGGAGCAGUGAUUGGCAGCUUCCCAAUACCUGACGCGCCAUUUCAAGACAUUUGCAUAGAUUUCACGGACAUGGGACAGGACAACAGAGUGGAAGGAAAAAGAUACCUGUUGGUAAUGGUUGACAGAUUCACCAGAUGGGUGGAAGCCAUCCCCACAGCAAGAGAAGAUGCAAAGGCUGUGAUUAAAUGGCUGAGGAGGGACCUCAUUCCAAGGUUCGGGGUCCCGCGAAUGGUCCGUUCCGACAACGGUACACAUUUCAAGAACAAACACCUGAGGGAGGUAGAGCAGGCCCUAGGAAUCACCCACAAGUUCGGGUCAGUAUACCACCCCCAAUCGCAGGGACUCGUAGAGAGAGCUAACCAAUCGCUGAAACGAAAAAUGGCCAAAAUCAUGGCCGGAACUAAACUGAAGUGGGUAGAUGCGCUGCCCCUAGCUCUAAUGUCAAUGAGAAACUCACCUGGGUCUGACACCCAUUUAACGCCCCAUGAGCUUAUGACAGGACGCAGAAUGCCAGGGCCACCAGCAGACAAUCUUAGUAUGCCUAGGCUAGAUAUUGCAAAAAUCAGAUACACAGACUACAUGCAAGCGCUAAUUUCUCUUGUUGAAAGAUUGUCUAAACAGGUGGUGGAAGUGCGCACUCCUGCUGUUGAAACCACGGACGAGAACAGAGACAUCCUGGUGGGGGAUUGGGUGAGAGUGAAGGUGCAUUCCAGAAAGUGGACGGAGCCAAGGUGGGAAGGGCCCUUCCGGGUAAAAGAGGUAUCAAGCCACUCGUUGCGGGUGAACACGAGCAAGAAAGACGUGUGGUACCACAGGACACACUGUGCCAAGGACAUAGUUCCAGGAAGGACUCUAGAUCAGGUACAACAGGACUUGGCAACAGAAGGGGAGUGA